Messenger RNA from Paramuricea clavata, 510 nucleotides. The record is from the annotation of a GenBank genome assembly. Lineage: Eukaryota; Metazoa; Cnidaria; Anthozoa; Malacalcyonacea; Plexauridae.
AUGAGAUUAUUUGAAAGGGUAGUUUAUAAACAGGAGAUUGCGUCUGCAUUCGAAUCCGUGAUCGGACGAGAUCAAUUUGCUUAUAAAGAGGGAACAAAUACUACCGUUGCUCUGACUAUGUGUUUGCAUCAUUGGCUCAAGUGGCUGGAUGAAGGUGCAGACUCUGUUAGGGUAAUAUCAUUUGACUAUAAGAAAGCGUUUGACUCGGUAUCUCAUAACAUUAUUUGUGAAAAAUUGAAAACACUCGAAAUUAACCCGUAUACUAUAAACUGGAUUAUUAGUUUUCUGGCCAACAGAAAACAAAGAGUUGUUGUUGAUGGCAUAGAAACUGUUUAUGUUGAUAUUAACAAAGGCGUACCCCAAGGUACGGUUUUGGGUCCCUUUCUAUUUUCGUUGAUGGUUAAUGAUAUAAAACCCAUGGAUGCGCAAAACAACCUAUUGGUUAAAUUUGCUGAUGAUAUAACGACAAGUGCUCCAGUAAAAUCAGGAUCGGAUUCUGCUGAGGCUGAG